AUGCGCGCUGUGGCGCUGCUCGCCGCGCUGGCCGCGCUCGCAGGGUGCCGCCUUGCUGCCGCCGCCUCCUCGACCAACGCCACGGAGCCGGAGCGGCGCGGAGGGCCCGGCCCGCGGGAGCCCCUGGCCCGCGAGGGCGAGGCGGUUUCGAGCUCCGACUACGAGGAGGAUGAGGAGGAGUAUGAAGAGGCGGUGCCCGUCCACCAGUACCUCGUGGACGACUUGAUCCGCGUUGAACCUGUGGUUAAGCCCAAGCCAACAAAGAGGGGGAGUGAGAAGAAUGCUGGCAAAUCAAGAAGGAAGAAAAACAAAGGGAAAAACAAAAAGAAAGGGACUCCCUGUGAAAUGGAAUACAAAAACUUUUGCAUCCAUGGUGAAUGCAUAUACCUAGAACAUCUCCAAAUGGUGACCUGCAAGUGUCAUCAGGAUUUUUUUGGUGAGCGCUGUGGUGAACAGUUCAUGAAGACUCAAAGGAAGAAUGAUGUGGCAGACUACUCGAAGACUGUAUUGGUGGUGGUAGCUGUUCUGCUUUCAGGCAUCAGCUUCAUUACUGUACUUAUCAUUGUAAUAGUGCAGGUCAGGAAAAAGUGUCCUCAGUAUGAAGAAAAAGAAGAAAGGAAAAAGCUUCGACAAGAAAACAGAAAUGGCCACAUUGGUGUGUAAAUGAGGAAAAAGCAGAACAAUUCUAAUGUGGCCACUGCCAAACUACAGGGUACCUCUGGCUACCUGACAUCCACCU
This is a messenger RNA of Rhea pennata, 739 nucleotides long. It is a transcript of the gene AREG, whose product is annotated as amphiregulin. The record is from RefSeq and is a predicted model, not a curated record. Gene Ontology annotation, biological process: epidermal growth factor receptor signaling pathway; positive regulation of cell population proliferation. The coding region runs from base 1 to 663 and encodes 220 amino acids. Lineage: Eukaryota; Metazoa; Chordata; Aves; Rheiformes; Rheidae. Gene Ontology annotation, molecular function: growth factor activity; epidermal growth factor receptor binding. The transcript has 6 exons.